AUGUCCCCUUCAAAUUUGAAUUCAUCAACUGUUCAACAGACAACGGAGGGAUCUGCUUCUCCGGUAGGUUGCAAUGCUACGAGUAGCACGGCCGCCACACCGGCUACAACUUCAAAUUCUAUGACGAACGGAAUUUCGGCAGCUACAAGUCCU
Molecule: messenger RNA, 153 nt
Organism: Acaulospora colombiana
Lineage: Eukaryota; Fungi; Glomeromycota; Glomeromycetes; Diversisporales; Acaulosporaceae
Source: the annotation of a GenBank genome assembly